AUGCAUCUUGCUCUGGAUCUAAUUGCUUUACUUAUUCAUAUCUUUCUGGGUACUGAGGAGUUACAUCAGCUUCCGGUUGCUAAUAAGUAUGAAAGGUACAAAAUUCCAUAUUCACUACAAGCUGAUUUGUUAACUACUGCAUGGACAAUGGUAUAUCUAAGUGAUGAACAAUAUUUUCUCUUUGGGAAGAUGCAUGGAUUCUCCACUGUUGAUGGUUUUGUGGAGAUAAGCAACUGCUUGGCAGAGAUGAUUAAAUACGUGGCUAAUGAACCUUCUGCUGGUCUUUUCUUUAUUCAACAACACACACAGAAUGCAGUUCCCAAUGUCAUGAAACUUAAGAACAACGUUAUUCACAAGAGUCGUGAAACAACUUUGCACACAGAAGACUUGGAGGACUCACUGACAAUGGUGAGAUCAAUGAAAGAGUGUGGAUUCCCCAUAGCUCACGAGAUGAUUGGAGACAUUAAAAAAUCCCUUGUAACCAUGACAUCAAAGCAAUCAACAUCAAAUUUUCAGAACAGAGCUAACUCUGCAGUAUAUGCCCAGGAGGGAAGUGAAAUAAGGGGUAACUAUUUUUCAAGUGUUUUUAACUUUUCAAUACAUAAGACUAAAAGUCUCAAUUCGCCACCACUUGAUUCUAUGGGAUUGGUAAAUUCCAGCACUGAGGAGCUACAUCUGUACCGCAGUGUGUCAUUACCAGAUGCAUCGACGCAAGCUGACAAGAAGCCCCUAUCAAGCCAGGUUGAAGAUGAAUCUCAACCUGAACCAAGUAAUAUUGGGGAUAACUUGUUGUCACUAUCAGAAAAAUAUGAUGACUUCAAAGCAAGUAAAGAAGCUAAGCUGGAGGAGUGGCUUGAAGGAACAAGCAACAAUGGGGACAAUUGCCUACCAGGUGAUGAGAAAAGGCUCUGA
Messenger RNA from Sphenostylis stenocarpa, 912 nucleotides. Lineage: Eukaryota; Viridiplantae; Streptophyta; Magnoliopsida; Fabales; Fabaceae. The record is from the annotation of a GenBank genome assembly.